Molecule: messenger RNA, 309 nt
Organism: Didymodactylos carnosus
Lineage: Eukaryota; Metazoa; Rotifera; Eurotatoria; Philodinida; Philodinidae
Source: the annotation of a GenBank genome assembly
AUGAACGGCUUAGCGAAAUGCAAAGACAUUGUAGUUAAGCAAGCGGAUAAGGAACACGCUAUAGUAGUGAUGAGUAAAGAGGUUUAUGAAGAAAAAGCGAACACACUUUUACGUGAUACACGUAAUUACAUAUGUCUAUCCAAGAACCCGUUAUGGACAACACAUAAAAAUGUGAAAGAUAAAUUAAAUGAGUUCAUCUCCCAAGGACCUAUUCCUAUUAAAUUCUCGUCUAAAGUUCGCCAUCGUGGUUUACCAAAGCUACCAAAUUUUAUAUUCUCCAAAAAUACACAAAAAGGAUUAUCCUGGUAG